Trichomycterus rosablanca is the source of this 4787-nucleotide messenger RNA. Its product is annotated as vinculin-like. Bases 76 to 3276 code for a protein of 1066 amino acids. Gene Ontology annotation, cellular component: cytoplasm; actin cytoskeleton; adherens junction. NCBI's taxonomy places the organism in Eukaryota, Metazoa, Chordata, Actinopteri, Siluriformes, Trichomycteridae. Gene Ontology annotation, biological process: cell adhesion. The record is from RefSeq and is a predicted model, not a curated record. The transcript has 21 exons. Gene Ontology annotation, molecular function: alpha-catenin binding; actin filament binding; beta-catenin binding.
AAACUUUAGGGGAAAAAAACCCACAAAACCACUGAAAGUUUUGGUGUCGUGCAGGAGGAACAUCAGCAGCUCAGCAUGCCGGUGUUUCACACCAAAACCAUCGAGAGCAUUCUGGAGCCGGUGGCCCAGCAGAUCUCCCACCUGGUCAUCAUGCAUGAGGAGGGCGAGGUAGACGGUAAAGCCAUCCCAGAUCUGUGCGCUCCUGUAGCGGCCGUGCAGUCUGCCGUCACCAACCUGGUCCGGGUGGGAAAGGAGACGGUGCAGACCACAGAGGAUGCCAUCAUGAAACGAGACAUGCCGCCUGCCUUCAUAAAGGUGGAGAACGCAUGUACCAAACUGGUCCAGGCAGCUCAGAUGCUGAAGGCCGAUCCGUACUCGGUUCCAGCUCGUGAUUACCUGAUCGAUGGAUCACGGGGCAUUUUAUCGGGAACCUCCGACCUACUGCUCACCUUCGACGAGGCUGAGGUGCGUAAGAUCAUCCGUGUGUGUAAGGGCAUUCUGGAGUACCUGACCGUGGCUGAGGUGGUGGAGAGCAUGGAGGAUCUAAUCACCUACACCAAGAACCUUGGACCAGGCAUGACGAAAAUGGCGAAGAUGAUUGAUGAGCGUCAGCAGGAACUGACCCAUCAGGAGCAUCGUGUCAUGUUGGUUAACUCCAUGAAGACGGUGAAGGAGCUGCUGCCCGUGCUCAUCUCAGGAAUAAAGAUCUUUGUAACGACGAAGACGGCUCAGAGUGCAGGAAUAGAUGAAGCGCUGAAGAACAGGAACUUCACCGUGGAGAAGAUGAGCGCCGAGAUCAACGAGAUCAUCCGAGUACUGCAGCUCACAUCCUGGGACGAGGACGCCUGGGCCAGCAAGGACACGGAGACCAUGAAACGAGCUCUGGCUCUGAUCGACUCGAAAAUGGCUCAGGCGAAGAACUGGCUCCGGGACCCCCACGCACAGCCAGGAGAAGCCGGUGAGCAGGCGGUCAGGCAGAUUUUGGAUGAAGCAGGGAAGGUGGGUGAGUUGUGUGCAGGCAAUGAGAGAAGAGAGAUUCUGGACACAGCCAAGGCCCUCGGUCAGCUCACGGACCAGGUCUCGGACCUGCGCUCCAGGGGAUCUGGAACCAGUCCGGUGGCGAUCCAGAAGGCGCAGCAGGUCGCUCAGGGGCUGGAUGUGCUCUCCAUGAAAGUGGGGAACGCAGCAGAUAAACUGGAGGCCAUGACCAACUCCAAACACGCCCUCGCCAAGAAAACUGAGGCAGCACAGGCCUGGCUGGCUGAUCCUGCGUCCGGUCCUGCGGGGGAGGAGCAUAUUAAAGCCCUGCUGGCUGAAGCGCAGAACAUCGCGGUGAUGUGUGAAGAUCCGCGCGACCAUGACGACAUCCUGCGCAACAUGGGCGAAAUCGCAGGGCUGACCAACAAACUGGCCCAACUCCGCAAAGCGGGUAAAGGUGACACCCCCGAGGCUCGUGCGUUAGCUAAGCAGAUCGCCACGGCUCUGCAGAACCUGCAGUCCAAGACCAACCGUGCCGUGGCCAACAGCAGGCCGGCCAAAGCCGCCGUUCACCUGGAGGGCAAGAUGGAGCAGGCUCAGCGCUGGAUCGAUAAUCCCACCGUGGAGGACGGAGGAGUGGGUCAAGCUGCCAUUCGGGGGCUGGUUGCCGAGGGGCGACGCCUUGCUAACGUGCUGCCGGGCUCUCAGAGGGGGGAUCUUCUGGGCAAGUGUGAGCAGGUGGAGCAGCUGAUGGGCCAGCUGGCCGAACUGAGCGCCCGCGGAGAAGCCGAUUCGCCCAAAGCGCACGCCCUCGCCCAGCAGCUCCAGAACGCUCUGAAGGAUCUGAAGGGUAAAAUGCAGGAGGCCAUGACACAGGAAGUGUCUGACAUCUUCAGCGACACCACGACUCCCAUCAAACUGCUGGCGGUAGCCGCUACCGCUCCACACGGCAUGCCCAACAGAGAGGAGGUGUUUGAGGAGCGAGCGGCGGGUUUCGAGAGCCAUGCCGCACGCUUGGGGGCGACGGCGGAGAAAGCCGCGGCUGUCGGAACAGCCAAUCGCACCACAGUGGAGGGAAUCCACGCCGCCGUCAAGUCCGCCCGAGACCUGACGCCUCAGGUGGUAUCUGCUGCUCGGAUCAUGCUGAAGAACCCCGGGAACCAGGCAGCUCAUGAGCACUUCGAGACCAUGAAGAACCAGUGGAUCGAUAACGUGGAGAAAAUGACCACUCUGGUGGACGAAGCAAUCGACACCAAGUCUCUGCUGGAUGCGUCGGAGGAAGCCAUCAAGAACGACCUGGAGAAAUGUCACGUGGCCAUGAUGAACCACCAGCCGCAGAUGCUGGUCGCCGGGGCCACGAGCAUCGCUCGUCGAGCCAACCGCAUCGUGCUGGUUGCGAAACGUGAAGUGGAGAACUCGGAGGAGCCCAAAUUCAGAGAAACCCUGAGGGAGGCAGCUAAUAACCUCAGCUCGUCUAUAUCGCCGAUGGUGAUGGGGGCCAAGAGCGUGGCUAACAACAUCCAGGACCCAAAUCUGCAGAAAAGAUUUAUGGACUCCGGCUAUAACAUAUUAGCAUCAGUCGCUAAAGUACGGGAGGCGUUCCAGCCUCAGGAACCCGACUUCCCUCCUCCUCCUCCAGACCUCGAGCAGCUGCAUCUUAACGAUGACGGUGCCCCACCGAAGCCCCCCCUGCCUGAGGGUGAGGUGCCGCCACCAAGACCUCCACCUCCUGAGGAGAAAGAUGAGGAGUUCCCAGAGCAACUGGCCGGAGAAAUGGUCAGCGAACCCAUGAUGGUGGCAGCUCGCCAGCUCCACGACGAGGCCCGCAAGUGGUCUAGUAAGGGUAACGACAUCAUCGGGGCGGCCAAGCGCAUGGCCCUGCUGAUGGCGGAGAUGUCUCGGUUGGUGCGUGGUGCCAGCGGUAACAAGCGAGCCCUAAUCCAGUGCGCCAAGGACAUCGCGAAGGCCUCGGACGAGGUGACGCGACUCGCCAAGGAGGUGGCCAAGCAGUGCACGGAUAAACGGAUCAGAACCAACCUGCUGCAGGUGUGUGAGCGUAUCCCCACUAUCAGCACACAGCUGAAGAUUCUGUCCACGGUGAAGGCCACCAUGUUGGGACGUACCAACAUCAGCGAGGAGGAAUCGGAGCAGGCGACGGAGAUGUUGGUGCACAACGCUCAGAAUCUGAUGCAGUCGGUGAAGGAGACGGUGCGCGAGGCCGAAGCGGCGUCCAUCAAGAUCCGCACGGAUGCCGGAUUCACGCUGCGCUGGGUCCGCAAGACCCCCUGGUACCAGUGAGAGGGGCAACACACACACCAACACACCUAGAGUCCCCCUCAGGUCCAGUUUCUUCUCUAUUAAACAGUAUCUGCUGCUCCUACACACGUCAUCCGUUAGAAACCAUCACAUCCGAUUUCAGUCUUUCAGUCACUUUUAUAUCAUUUGUAAUUAAAAAUAUAUUCGAGAUUCUCAGACUGUGUGGUUUUAUAUUUAAAUCUGCUAAAGUUUAUUAUAAUCAUGCAUUAAUGUUUGGACCUUUUUGAGAUCAUUUUGAAACAGAACAUUCAGUGUUUAUAUAUAGCAAUACCAAAAUAUUACCAAAAGUAUGUGGACACCUGAUUAUUACCUUGUUAGAAAUUAUAAUAAUGUGCAUUGGUUCUAAACCCACCUUAGUAUCUGUAACGAUCUCUACCUGCUCUCCUGCUUUCCUCAAAACUUGCUGACAGAAGGUCAUUUGUAAGGUCAGGUGCUGAUUAUACACUGCAUCUUAAAGUGUCCAUGUCUUCUUCCACAUCAGAUUGUCAAAUCUUACCAUGGUCUUCUUGGACCAGAACCGGCUUUCCAUCGAACAAAGCAACAAAGGUUGAAGCGUCAUUAAUCUUAGAUGAUGGAUUUUAUGCCCCAGUUAGCAAUUGGUGUGGCUGAAACACCUGAUUUCCACAUACUUGGGUGUAGGGGGGUGUCCACAUACUUUGGACCAAUUUUUAGUUCCUCAAUGUGCCUGACUCACGUCAGAAUGGUAUUUUUUGGUCAAGUUCUACCAAAGGCUCAUCACUACUCUAGCCCUGCGACGGCUUCCUGCUUUGUAGUAAAUUAGGACAGGGGGACUUGUAUGAUUUUUAUAUUCUAUGUACACACGACUUUAUUUGAUGUUAUUUGUUCCACGUCCCGCCUAUAGUAUAAAGUUGAGUCCUGCUCACUCAGGGUUAAUAUAGAUCAGCUUCAAUAACAUACUUAAACGAACCUGCAUUUGUUUAUACUGCCGCUAUCCGCCUGCAGCGCCCAAUAGAAACACAUUUCAUACAGAUAUCAAAGUGGCUUUGCUGUUAGCUACUGUUAUGUUCUGUAUUUUGAUUGGUUGAUUGGCAGCUCUAAAUUGCCCUUAGGUUUGGGUCAGUGAGUGUUGUGCAGAAUAUUGUGAUGAAUCGUAUCACUGAUAAUUGACACAUGAAAAUCUGAAUUAUGUUUAAUAACAUAAUUCUGAUUAUGUUAGUGGUAUUUUUGAGGUCUUACUUUAACUCUAACCGCCUCUGUUGGCUGGCGGCCUGGUGCUCAAAUUGUUUAUUCAGUACCCACACACUUACACAGAUAUAUAUUCAACGGCGUCGUCUGGAUUGUAGCAGAUAAUCACUGAGCUGAUGAUCACUUGUACACGAGUGCUUAUAUGCAGUCUAUAGUAUCUAUGCAUUUCUUUUUUCUUAUUUUUGUGUUGUUUUUUUUAUUUUAAUGAAGACCAGCAGUGUGAAUGUAAAUAUCGAUGUGUGCUGUACGAGUCCAUCACGUGCCUUAAUAAACCAACCAACCACUAA